ACACACACACACACACACGCUCUCACCCGCCAGACAGCAACCAUGCGCGCCACAAGCUCCCUCGCGCUGCUCCUCGCCGGCGUCGCCGCCGCGGACCCGAGCCCGAACCCCUGGCGCAAGCAGCACCCCCCGGUGACCAACAAGGCGACCUCGACGUGCGCCACGGGCCUCUUCGUGCUGGUCGCGCGCGGCACCACGGAGCCGCAGGGCGCGGGCGUCACGGGCCUCGUCGCCGGCAACAUCACCGAGAAGAUCCCCGGGUCCAAGGUCCAGGCGCUCGACUACCCGGCCACCUUCUCCGACCCGGCGUACCAGGACUCGGUCGCCGCGGGCGUCAAGUCCAUGCAGAGCGUCGUCAACAACUACCUCAACGACUGCCCCGACGGCAAGAUGGCCAUCCUGGGCUACUCGCAGGGCGCGCACGUCGGCAUGGACGCCGUGUGCGGCGGCAGCGGCGGCGUGUUUGACGCGGCGCGCGCGCUGCCCGUCGCGGACAUUAAGAAGAAUGUCCUCGCCAUGGUCUUCCUGGGCGACCCGACGCACGUCGCCAACGUCACCUACGACAAGGGCACCAGCAUCAAGAACGGCCUCUUUGAGCGCAACAACGCCUCGGUGGAGACGUGUAAGCAGUACUCGGACCGACUCGUCUCCUACUGCGACACGGGCGACACCUACUGCGACGUCGGCAAGGACAAGAAGGUGCACGGCGGCUACGUCGCCAAGUACGGCGACGAGAUUGUCAAGUACGUCGUCGACAAGUACCACGCGGCCGUCAUCGGGGGCAACGCGACGACGACUACUACCAGCGCGACGGCGACGGCUACGACGGCGGCGCCCACGGGAUCCGGCGCCUCCUCCGCGACGACGACGACGGGUGCCGCGGCGACUGGGUCGGGCACCGCCACGGGCGCGGCGGCGUCGGCGACCAAGACGGGUGCCGCGGCGGGGCUGAGCGCCGGCAAGGGAAUGUACCUGGCGCCGCUGGUGAUGGGCGUGGCGGCGUGGGCGAUGUAGGGAUGGGCAUCGCGUGGUAAUGAUGGUGGUGGUGGUUGAGGAUGAUGGUGAUGGGAGUGUCGCGAUGGAGUACUAUGUGCGAGUGGCGAUGAGGAGUAACGCAGGAGCACUGAGAAUCUACGGUUGACGAGUCGAACGAAGCUGUGAGCGCCAUGUUGCGAUGGAAGAGCCGGGGAGGGGUAUCACUGUCUGUCAUGCUUGGUGUAUGUACUCAUUGCGGGCGUCGGGUUCAUGCUCCUGGCUUCAUGUUUAUAUCUGCGGUGGACGGCCAGCUAGCGGCCGGUCGGUCCCAUGUCAAGUACACCAAGUCUAUCAAUUGUCAUGUAUGAGAACAAGGUCAUGUUUUGUAAAGAAUUUUGAGACUUGCUGGUGGUGAUUAAGUAUCCAAUGGCAUAUAUACAGGUGCGGGGGGUCCCGAGACAUGGGGAGCCAAGAAGGGCAACACCAAGGGCGGAUCAGAUGGAUGAACACGGGAUGUUGUACGGAGGAGCUGCAG
Molecule: messenger RNA, 1510 nt
Organism: Purpureocillium takamizusanense
Lineage: Eukaryota; Fungi; Ascomycota; Sordariomycetes; Hypocreales; Ophiocordycipitaceae
Product: Acetylxylan esterase
Exons: 3
Coding region: 43-1014 (323 amino acids)
Molecular function (GO): hydrolase activity
Source: RefSeq, a predicted model, not a curated record